Messenger RNA from Scleropages formosus (Asian bonytongue), 2851 nucleotides. Its product is annotated as cytochrome P450 2J2-like. Gene Ontology annotation, biological process: xenobiotic metabolic process. Gene Ontology annotation, cellular component: intracellular membrane-bounded organelle; cytoplasm. The coding region runs from base 92 to 1585 and encodes 497 amino acids. The record is from RefSeq and is a predicted model, not a curated record. Gene Ontology annotation, molecular function: oxidoreductase activity, acting on paired donors, with incorporation or reduction of molecular oxygen, reduced flavin or flavoprotein as one donor, and incorporation of one atom of oxygen; heme binding; iron ion binding. The transcript has 9 exons. NCBI's taxonomy places the organism in Eukaryota, Metazoa, Chordata, Actinopteri, Osteoglossiformes, Osteoglossidae.
ACAUUUCUCAAAGUUCAAUUACAGUACGGUUCUGGAGGCAGAGAGGGAGCAGAACUGGUUUCACCUGUAAUACGCAGCAAUAACAGCAACCAUGUCCGUCCUCUCCUUCUCAGGAUGGUUAGACCUCAGCAGUGUUUUAAUCUUUUUCUUUGUGUUUUUGAUAUUUGCGGACCUAAUUAUUAAAAACAAGAUCAUGCCGAAAAACUUUCCUCCUGGACCAUGGUCCCUGCCUUUUGUGGGAGAUCUUUUCCGUAUCGAUUCGGAUAGAAUUCAUCUCCAGGUAGCAGAGUUUGCCAAGCAAUAUGGAAAUAUUUUUAGUAUUCGACUGGGACAAAGGAUGGUUUUUGUAAAUGGUCUGAAGCCUGUGAAGGAAGUCCUGGUUGAACACGGUGAAAACUUUGUUGAUCGUCCAUCAUUACCAAUAUUUACUGAUAUUUUUCAGAAUAAAGGUUUGAUUGUCUCCAAUGGGUAUCAGUGGAAACAACAAAGAAGGUUUGCCCUCCAUACUCUGAGAAACUUUGGACUGGGGAAGAAAAGUCUUGAGUCGCAGAUCCAAGUGGAAUGUAGGUUCCUAAAUGAAGUCAUAGGGAACACUCAAGGCCAGCCAUUUGAACCUCUUUCCGUUGUUAACAAUGCUGUUGCCAACAUCAUCAGUUGUCUGGUGUUUGGCGACCGGUUUGACUACAGCGACAGCUACUUCCAAACACUGCUGAAAUUAAUGAAUGAAGCAGUUUAUUUGGAGGGAAGUAUCUGGGCUAAGUUGUACAACAUGUUUCCAUGGCUGAUGCGCAGAUUACCUGGUCCACACAAAAAAAUAUUAUCCCACUGGGCAAUUGUGAUUGACUUUAUAAAGCUAAAAAUUAAGGAGCACAAGGAGGACUGGGACCCUUCAACUCCGAGAGACUACAUUGACAGCUUCUUUUCUGAGAUGGAAAAGUGGAAAGAUGAUGCUGAAGCAGGUUUCAAUGAGGACAACUUGUGUUACUGCACUCUGGACCUGUUUGCUGCUGGGACAGAAACAACAUCAACUACACUGAUCUGGGGUUUGCUGCAUAUGAUUAAAUACCCAGAAAUACAAGAGAAGGUACAAGCAGAAAUAGACCAAGUACUUGGACCCUCACGUCUGGCAACCAUGGCAGACAGAGCCAAUAUGCCCUACACUGAUGCUGUUAUUCAUGAGAUACAGAGGAUGGGUAACAUCGUACCACUGAAUUUGGUGCGUCUGACGACAAAAGAUACCACACUGAGAGGAUACACAAUUCCAAAGGGUACUAUGGUGAUGGCAACAUUACACUCUGUGCUUUUUGAUGAGACUGAGUGGGAGACUCCUUUCACAUUUAAUCCUGGCCAUUUCCUGGAUGCAGAGGGGAACUUCAGAAGACGAGAUGCCUUCUUGCCUUUCUCAGCUGGCAAGAGGGUGUGUCUUGGGGAGCAGCUGGCACGGAUGGAGUUGUUCCUGUUCUUCACCUCCCUUCUCCAGCGGUUCACAUUCUCUCCACCCCCUGGUGUGGAGCCCACCCUGGAGUCCAAAGUGGGAAUCACCCACAGCCCUAAGCCAUACAAGUUGUGUGCUGUACCCCGCUGAACACAACAAUGUCAUAAGGGAAGUUUUUUGCUGGAAAUUUGACAAUGUUCCGAUGCCACAUUGAACUAAUUUCCCGAACGUGUACGAUAAAAAAGGAAUAGAAUGGUGUAGGCAUAUGUAUCCCAUGGAAGUGCAUAAGGUGGAGUUGUAACUUAAGUUACAAUGUCAUGUUACCUACUUCAGUAACAGGUGUUUUGGGCGUUUGGUUUUCUCAUUGGGGGAGGGGGUGUGAAAAUUUAAGUUGCUAUUAUCACAAGAACCAAAACUGAACACAUUUUAACGAAUCUUCUAAUUUUUCUUGGAGAUGUAUGAUAACAACAUAUCUCAUCAGUGUGAGUUGAUAUCUUAUGCAAAUUUUUAGGCACAAAUUACAUUUGCUACUAACUCAGAACUCUUGUAAAUGGAGCUUCAGUUGUAUGAAGAAAACUGUAUUCCUCUAUUCUAAUUUAUGGAAAUACUUUGGACUCAAGGCGAUACUUUUAAAUGGCUGAGUAACCACUUGAAUUUUGAAAUUACCACACAGGUGGAACAGAAUUAUAAAAUCUGGCAUUUUGCUGAGUACAUUCAUGUCUGAAAACAUAAUGCACUCAUAGGACGUCAAGUUGAGUUGCACACAGGUUACGUUACGAUAUUGAUUUAAAAUUAUAAUGAAAAUAAAAAAUUGUUUAUGUGGUGGAGUCAGUUGUCUACAUCUUGUAGUUUAUAAACAGUACUCAGUGUUAGUACUGACAUCUCUGAGAUGGGUGUGCAUGCCUUCAAAGAUGUGGAGAUGUGUUUGUGUUGAAGCUACAGAUUUCUGUAGCAUUUUUCUCUAAUAAAGUAGCAGAAAAAGUAGUUGUGUGAGCGAGAUACAUGCAGGCAGGCUAACAGAAAUGAGUAAAAUGACCCAUUAAUCACUGACACUUUAGUCGUUAGAGUUGUUUCAGUGUCUAAGAAAUCUUAAGUAUACAGCAUACAAUAGUUAUGGCUGAAUGUAGAAAAUUAUUCUUCAUUGCUCAUCUUUCUUCUUUAGUUUUAGCAUUAGCCUCUUAGCCUUUCUUCCUUAGUCUGUUAUGACCCCACGGUUGUGUAAGGCUGUAACAUAGAGGUUUUGUAUGAAGUUAUGAAUUGACAGUAAAUAGAGUGCACAAACAGGGAUGUGUGUUUAAUUUUUUUGUGAAAGGGCAGUUAAUCAAAUUACAACAUUGAAGAGCUAACAGGCAAACUUCACAAACAUAGACAGAAUGUAAAGGGUAAUCAACAAGCAAAGAAAUAUGCCCAACCCCC